AGCAGCGCCCGGCGCGCGCAGCCAAGAAGUUUGCAAUUGAAUUGCAAGAAGCUGGAGGUGUUUUUGCAAAGGUGGAGUGGAAGGACUGCUGCUGCUGCUGCCGCCACCGCCGCCGCUGCUUAAUUGCACAUUCAAGUGGAAAAUUUUCGGGAGUCAGCAGAAACAUUGUGUCCCAAAAAGACUAAGUCGCAGUUACCACCAAACCCAGGAGGAGAUUCUCCCUGGAAAACUUCCCUUCGGUUUCUUUUCUUUAAAAGACUCCAAGCUUUGGCUUGGAGACCCCAAUCGUCACCAUUGAGCCCAGCAGCUGGAGCGGCAGCGAAAGUCCUGCCGAAAACAUUGAGAGAAUGAGUGACUCUGCAGAUAAGCCUAUUGACAAUGAUGCCGAGGGAGUCUGGAGCCCAGAUAUUGAACAGAGCUUUCAGGAGGCCCUGGCCAUUUAUCCACCUUGUGGGAGGAGAAAAAUCAUCCUAUCAGAUGAAGGCAAAAUGUAUGGUAGGAAUGAGUUAAUAGCAAGAUACAUCAAACUCAGAACAGGGAAGACGCGGACCAGGAAACAGGUGUCUAGUCACAUUCAGGUUCUUGCCAGAAGGAAAUCUCGUGAUUUUCAUUCCAAGCUGAAGGUAACAAGCAUGGAUCAGACAGCGAAGGAUAAAGCAUUGCAGCACAUGGCGGCCAUGUCAUCGGCCCAGAUAGUCUCAGCGACGGCCAUUCACAACAAGCUGGGACUGCCAGGAAUCCCACGCCCCACGUUUCCUGGCGCACCAGGGUUCUGGCCAGGAAUGAUACAAACAGGUCAGCCGGGAUCUUCACAAGAUGUCAAGCCCUUCGUGCAGCAGGCCUAUCCCAUCCAGCCCACAGUCACUGCCCCCAUUCCAGGGUUCGAGCCUACAUCUGCACCAGCACCCUCAGUUCCUGCAUGGCAGGGCCGUUCCAUUGGAACAACCAAACUUCGACUGGUGGAAUUCUCAGCUUUUCUUGAACAGCAGCGAGACCCAGACUCGUACAACAAACAUCUCUUCGUACACAUUGGCCACGCCAACCAUUCUUACAGUGACCCAUUGCUUGAAUCAGUGGACAUUCGUCAGAUUUAUGACAAAUUUCCUGAGAAGAAAGGUGGCUUAAAGGAAUUGUUUGGAAAGGGUCCUCAGAAUGCCUUCUUCCUUGUAAAGUUCUGGGCGGAUUUAAACUGCAACAUUCAAGAUGAUACAGGGGCUUUCUACGGGGUGACCAGUCAGUAUGAGAGCUCAGAGAACAUGACCAUCACCUGUUCUACCAAAGUCUGUUCAUUCGGGAAGCAAGUAGUGGAGAAGGUAGAGACGGAAUACGCCAGGUUCGAGAACGGCCGAUUUGUGUACAGAAUAAACCGCUCUCCAAUGUGUGAAUAUAUGAUUAACUUCAUCCACAAACUCAAGCAUUUACCAGAGAAGUAUAUGAUGAACAGCGUGUUGGAAAACUUUACAAUUUUGUUGGUGGUAACAAACAGGGAUACACAAGAAACCCUCCUCUGCAUGGCCUGCGUAUUUGAAGUUUCAAAUAGUGAACAUGGAGCACAGCAUCAUAUUUACAGGCUUGUAAAGGACUGAGCACGGUUAUUUAUAUAUACAUAUACACACACAUACACACACACGUCAUCGUGAAACUACAGACUUUAAACCUCAGUACUAAGUGGCCGGGCCCCUGGCGCAGGGCGGCCUCCACGGUUUUCUAAAUCCUGUCAGUCAUUUUUCAUGUGUUCAUAUAUCAUUGUAGCUGUGAAAUUCUGGUACAGUUGUAAAAAAAAAAAUUCUUUCUAAAAUGAUGUGUUCUUCAGAUUUGUAACCCACACUUCUUUGGGAAAGAUGACACUUAAGAAACUGAGGUCUCUGUCUGGGGAGGCCUGUUUUUAAUUGUGGUAGAAAAUGUAAGACAGAAGCAUUUGCCAUGGGAAAUUUAAGCAUUUAUACAAAUGUAUUUAGUUUUUUUCCAACGUAAAAUGCUUGUUUUAAGAUGCAAGUAAAAUUAAAGUGAAACUUUAAGUAUAAAUGUAAAUGAGUACACAAAGUGAAGAAACUUUAGAAUUAUCUUUGUAACUAAUUAGGGUGAAACGAAUGUAAUUCACUAAAUUAUUUUUAAACAAAACCUUUUUUUUUUUCCUUUUUGAAACCAAAUGUUACAAUGUAGCCUUAAGAAAUGCUUGGUAGGAAGACCCUAAUGAGGCAAAAUUGUAUUUUUUUUCCUCACCAUUUAAAACUAAUUCUCUAAUCCAUUAAACAUCUGAACAGGUAUUGCAAAGAAAGAAAAUGUCAUCCCUUAUACAUAACAUAUAGAGUGUAUUUAAAAAUAUAAAAUUGUAUUGUACUAAUAUGAAGAUUUGAUUAUUUAAUGAAAAAGAUGGCUUGUUUUGCAAUAAGUAGGUAAAUACUGAAAUUUUAAACUUACAUCGUAGUCGCGUGUGCAGUUAUAUUUUAUAUGGACAACUAAAUUUUCUAUUAAUUCGAGUUGAAGAAUUUGAAACACUGAAAUUAUUAGUAACAAAAUAAGAGUUUAAAAAAAAUUGGCAUGAAUACUGCACUGUUAGCUGCAAAGUAGAGAAAGGACUGUGGUGGGAAGAAGAUUUCAUAGACCAAAUUCCAAAAGGCUCAUCUGCUUUAGUAUCGCUGCCACCCAGAACAUCCCAGGCCCAUCUGGGCUUUUCUAACAAACCCAUAUUUACCUGAAUAGCUAAGGUGCCUGCAUGGACCCAGACAAGAGGCAUUUUCUGAACAUCUCUUCAAACCCUUCGAUUUUGUGUGCUGACUAACCCCUUUAGGGUUUGGGCACACCGUUUGUGACUAACCCUGGUGCCUAUGUCCAUGCUCAUUCCUUCGAAACAAGCUCAUUUGGGAGCUCUUUUCUUAUAGAAGACUUUACUUACUUCCCUCUUCAAAUAUUCAGAUAUAUUCAGCAGUUAGAAUUGGUAGGGAGAGUGAUAACAUCACUUGGGUUCUUUCAACUCUGAUACUAUAAAGAUCAUUAAAAGGCCCAGAUUACAGAGCAUAGUGCUCCUUCCUUCCUUCCUUCCUUCCUUCCUUCCUUCCUUCCUUCCUCCCUUCCUUUCAUGCUUGUUGAAUGCCAGUUUCAUGCCACUUACUAUCACCUAGAUAAAAACUGCUUCAUAGCUACAAGAUACAGCCUCUUACCCAAGCCUAGCAUAAGAGACAGAUUUAGAGCUGGAAAGGGUCUUUGUCAUCAUCUGUCCCAAAUCUUUCCUUUUACAAAUGAAGAAACUGAGGCCAAGAAAGACCAAGAGACCGUCCUGGCAUCACACAGCCAGUAUGUAGCAGAGUCAAGAUUUGAACUCAGGUCCUUUAAUUCCAAAUCUCUCUCUUUUCCUAGCACACCAUACGUUUCACGAGGGUAUAUACUUUGUCCCUGGGAAGACAAGAUGGGAGAUCCGCACAUCAUGCUGAAUGGUGGGGGCGGGGGGGGGUGUCUUCUGAGCUGAAGGACAAAUGGUUCUGGGCUCCAAUCCUUUACAAAGCCUGUACUCAACUUGAGCUAAAUCCAGAUGUUGUCCUUACUCUUUUCCAGCACCCCUUUGGACAAUUCACAGCUGCUCACAGGUGGCCCUUUAUUUUAAGGCGUGCGCAUCUUUUUGGAUUACAUCUUCUUGUCCUGUGGCUAAGUGACUGUCUCCAUAAUGCAGGGUGUCCCAAAAGUCUGUGUGCAACUUUAAGCUUUAAUAACUUAAAACUGAACCAAGACUUUUGGUAUCUUGCCCACCUUCUUCCCAUGGUGGUCCCAUUGCCCUCUCAGGCAGUUGUGCUUGGAGGGAGGCAUAUGCAACUUGUGUGGCCAGCAAGCAGGAGGGGUAUUUCAAUCUAUUCUUCAAAGCACAGAAAAGAAAAAAAAAUCCCACAGAGAUUCAGAAAUAUCUCAUAUAGCAGUACCGGAUAGAGGGGAUUAAAAAACAACCACCAAAAAAAAAAAAAAAAACCCAGUCAAACAAACCAUUCUUUGGUGUCCCAGGCCUCUCCUGCUGGAUUCAUUGCACCCUGGUCACUGUUGUUGACACACAGGCAUCUUUGAUUCUCAACAAAGUGUGCUGGUGAUUUUUGACAUGAAUUCCACCUCUUUGCUCCUUCUGCUCCUUAAACCUUUGGGGCUUUGCUGUGUUGUCAGUGAGUGGUUUUGGGGUUGCUUUUUACUAAAAGUGCUGAUACUUCUUUUCUCUUAAAAUUUGGGGUGAAUUUUUUUAAAUCCUUCAUUUUUCCAAAGCUAAAGCUUUCUCUCAUCUAGCAUUUCUCAACAGUAGGACAGAUUUUUCAGAUGUGCUAUGGCCCCUCCAGCAGCAGCUUCUGUGUUUCUUCCAUCUUUUCCUAGCAACCGGUCUUCCCCUAAAUCCACCUGGAGGGAGCUGCAGAAUUUUAUCGGAGGCUCUCUUGCAGCACCCCCCCUUCAUCGUCUCUUCCUCUACAGGUCAUAGAACUAAAAACCUCCAGGAAUGAGAACUGUGUGAUAACCAGUCCUCUUAAACACUGGUCCCCUCUGCCUUCUUCCCUACUAUGCCAGUUUUGACCAGGGAAUAUGGGGUCCCUUCUUUUUCCUGAAGUGAGUGUGUAUUGACCAAAGGACACUAAAUUGGGCAAAAGGAGCGCUGAGGAGCUCAGACGUGACUCCGGUCCUACUCGUUUUCCUGAAAGACCCAGCAUAAAAUCAGGGACUGCUUUGGAGACUGUCUUAAACAGAAUGUUAGUACUUAUAAGGCCCCUUGCAGGUCAUGUGGUCCAGUUUUUCCCAUCUAGUACUAGACUGAUUUCAUGGGAGUGGCGAUGGGAACCUGGGAAGAAAGAAACAGAAGUCAUGAGCCCCAGAAUGCAGAAAGCCGGACAGUCAGCAGGUUUGCUUAAGUUGAUAGGUUUUAUGAGUUAAAAGCCUUGAGUAAUAAAAGGUUUUCUUGCUGGUGUUUUGGAAACAAUGUUUUGGCCUAACCCACCAUUUUACAAAAAGAAGAAACGGGGCCCAAGAUAUUUAAUGGACUUGCCCAUUGAAGCUGGGACUAUGGUUUUCAGAUCCCCUUCUGUCCCAGUACAUUUACCAUUACACGUGUCCAACCUGUGAAAGAGCCUUCCAAGCUCCUGUUGGUCUAAUCCGCCACAGUCAGACACACUAUACCUUGACCCCAACAUAGUGAUGUCAUUUUGGUCCUCUUCAAGCACAAAGGACAGCAGCCAACCACCAUCACGCUUUGCCAGAUCCUGGCUUCAGGGCCACCUCACUCAGCAGAGGUGGAAAAGGAAUAGAGGAUUAUAAAUCUACAGCUGUUCAAACCCCAGAGACCAUCUCAUCCAAUAAUUCUCCCUACCCCAUCUUAUAGAUGAGAAAACUGAGGCCUAUAAAAGUUAAGUGAUUUGCCAAAGGUGGUGGAAAUAUCACCAGGUAAAGAGAUUCAAUGUGUAACUUAUGCCAGUCUUCUCCAGAAUGUCUUUACUUAUCACCUUUUUGCUACAGUUAAGUCCUGUUUCCUUCCUGAUAGAAAUGACAAAUGCUUGGUUCCCCAUUGUCCACCCUCGUUUAUAAAAAGAGAGUCCUUUCUCUUCAUCAUCUCUUUCCAUAAUUACUCAAAGCUUUCAUUCCUAGAAUCUUUGCCAUUUUGGUGAAUUUCCUUUGGAGUCUUGCCAAGGUUUCACUUCCCAGGCCAUCCUAUUAGUACUUCUAUAGACACACCAGCGAAGAUACUUUUUUUUUUUUUGGACCCUGGAAGAUUUAGAAAGAAGAGUCUUGACUGGGAGAGAGAUCACCCAGACUUUGAGAGAGAAUAAAUGGCAUGAGAAGGGAGUCAGUCCAAGAUUAGAGAGACUGGAAGGGGUAGGAUCACUGUUUCAUAGAAGUGACACCAAUCCUUCUAAGACACAGCUCUAUCUGAACAUCAUCUGCUGCUUGCUGGCCAAGGACCCUGUCUUACAAUCACAUCAUGGAUAUGCACAUAGUAAAGCUGAUGAGCCUUUUAAUUAGCAUUGUGUAGAGUUCACCUUCUACCAUAGGCUCCUGUAGACAAGUUUCCGAUGCUGAUCAUCCCAUCAGUAAGAGCACGGCAUCCUGACAGCCCAAAGGUCACCCUCUAUUCUAAAACUACUUUUUUUAAAGCCUAGUCUUCUUAAGGACUCCAAUACCAUAGGCUUUAGCAGUUUGCUUUUUAAAAGUAGGACAGUCAAGAAUUUGAAUUGUCUAACAAUAGAACAGUCCGUUUACAAACCAGGUACAGUUUUCUAUGCUCCGGUACUGCAUCCUGUCCUGAUGUCAGGUUUCUCCAAGCCUGCGUAUCAGUGUUGUUCAUGUGUCGUUCUGGGAGGAAGUGUUUGCUUCGCUUUUUCUUCACCAUUUUUUCUGUACAUAAGCUAAGCCCUGCACACAUUCAUUCUGAAAAGCCUUAAAUCCUUGGGAUGUUCAACGUGGGGUGUGUGGUACAAAAGGCUGCCUAGAAACUGUGAGCCCUUUUGUAAGCUGGAAGCAUUUCUCUUAUAACUGUUACUUUUCUAGGAACUUUUUAAUUCAGAGCUGCCAAAGCAUUCCAGUAUGCAGUGCCUUAGUGUUCUCUUAGACGUACGUGCCACCAGCCUUUUCUUCGAGCCGUUCUUGACCUUAUUUUACAAAUUGGCUCCAUUCAAAAAACAAAGGAACAAAAAAAGAGCACCUGUUUUCUUUCGUUCCGCAGGAAACUUUUUUUUGACGACUCGGUCUAAAACAUGAAAUUACAUACAAGUCAAUCCCAUCAUUAUACUCUUAAAUGUAUAUACCAAAAUGAAAGGUUACAACUUCAUAGUUUUCCGUGAAAAGUACUUAUGAUGCUGCCUUUUAAAUUUCACGACCAAAUACUUAACUAUUUUUGAAUUUUCACUCUAGCAUGAAAGUGCCUUUGGUUUGCCGUUCCAGCUUAGAAAAGUGCUGCCAUAAUGAUGAUAAUUUGUAGAGAGACCAAAAAUAUUUAGAGAUCACCGUAAUGCCUUUGGUUUAUUGGAAUGAGGGGGAAAAGAAACAACACACAAAACUCUAGGCCUCCAUUUACGAGAGAGCACUGCGUAUGGUAACCUGCUGGCCACCAGUAAUCAGAUAGUCAAGUCGGGAACCUUCUACUCUCCACCAUCAUUUUACAGCCGUGAAGACCAGUAACUGGGAUGUUAACGUAUCCAGAUUACCCAUGUACUACUCCCUUUUCAGCUCCUUGCCCAGUCUUGUAUCUGUGGAACACAAUAGCCACAGAAACCAUUUGUCAAUGGACAGAUGUUACAACUUUGGGUUCAUUCGGUCUCCUUUCUGUUGAGCAUUUCAGUUCCUGUGAAGGCUUUCCUUUUUACACUAGUUGUAGUGUGCGCUUAUUUUGUUUACACAGUUAAGACUCUUUGGAAAUUUGGAAGCACCAGACUAAGAUAAAAGUACAGAACCAAAGUGAAGGAGGGUAAAUCAAAUCCAAACCAGCUUUUUUUUCUUUUAAAUUUUAGCCUGGAAAUGUUGACUGUUGAGUGUGAUGUCUGAAUGUGCUUUUAAAAAAAUCUCCCACAGAGCACCAUUCACAACUCAAUAUUUCCAAGAAAUGUUUCAGCCCCGAGGAAUGCAACUCCUUAAAGUCAGUAUCUGCUUUUGUCACCUUUUGUGAUCUGGGCCAUAACAUUAUAUGGAAAACGAACAUGAGGGGUUGGGCUAGGGGACCAGGGAAAAACACCAGCCCAACCAAAACCUGGAAGAGAGGUGUUUUUAUUAUAAACACAGUUUUAUAGUCACUUAGUGAACUUCUGACAUAUAUUGUCCACUCCUGCAUGGUGUCUAUCGUGAGAAUACUCUGUCUAAAUUUGAAAUUUUAUUUUAGAUCACUUGAUUUCUGUACCUCUCUCCCCGUGCUCUCUUUCUAAUUCUUGUAUUAUGAAGAUUUACAUGUGAAAAGAAACCUAUCUGGAAUGCCACUAAAAUUCGGCCAUUUCCGUUCAAACACUACACAAGCUAGUCAGCUACUUGAAUUUCCAAAUCAUAGAUCUUGGUACUGCACCCUGCCUCGAAAGAAAUCGAAGCUCUGACAAUACUUGUUUCCCCCAUUCUUCUCCCCCCUGCCCUUUUUUAGGCUCAGUUUCAUUUGGCAACAGUUUUCCAGCCUGACUAAACCCAUCGUCUCUAUCUUUCAAAGUGAAGCCUGUAUAAUUAAUGUUUAACUCCAGUAGACAGCUAGCAGAAGUCAACCCACCAUGAGAAUAGUUGUAAUACUUGUAUUUAUUUUCUUUUCCUAACUCUUUGGAUGUAAUUGGUUUUCUUACUCCCUGUGAAUUUUUUUUUUUUGGAGUCUGCAUACUCUGAAAUGUUUGAUCUGAUUUUUUUAAAAUGAUGUUUAAUCUAUCACUCCUCAUCAGUCGUUUUAGAUUCCAGUUCCAGACCUCUCUCAGGUUGACCUUUUUUUUGUCUGCCUUCGAUUAUCAGAUUGUGCAUUCUUCUUCUUCUACUCCCUCUUCUUCUGAAAAAGAAGCUGUUAGUGUUCAAGUACAAGCCAAUUGGAAACCGGUUUCUGACUUUUCCAGUUUCAUAUUCACAAUCUUCAUUGAAAGCCCUUGGUUGACAAAGGAUGUUUUUCCCUGUUACCUCCUUAAAAGACACAUUUUUUUUGUGGGCCUUUUUACUUCAGGCUCAUAAUCGCAGACAAAAAAAAAAUUAAAUACAGUACGUGCCUGAAAAAUGACAGAAGAAUUUUAUAACAGUAAAAAAAAAAAAAAAAAAGACAAAAAAAAAACCUGAAUAGCCUUUAAUUCUUUACUAUCCGUACAUUUUACGUAAACCCAUUUUUGCCAUGUGCAUCUGUUCACGUUGUAAAUGACUUAAUGGAACUCUCACUUUAUGUUUAUUCGUGUAAUGUGUAUAAAAAUGGGUUUGUGACUUAAGCAUAUUCAUAUACGGUCAGUGGUUACUUUAUGAUUGUACUGCUGCUGGUGACUUGAUGUGGAAACUGCCUUUUGAUAAAGCGUUUCCUUUUUGUUAGAUU
Trichosurus vulpecula (common brushtail) is the source of this 8980-nucleotide messenger RNA. RefSeq names its product TEA domain transcription factor 1 (gene TEAD1). Gene Ontology annotation, cellular component: transcription regulator complex. Gene Ontology annotation, biological process: embryonic organ development; hippo signaling; regulation of transcription by RNA polymerase II. The record is from RefSeq and is a predicted model, not a curated record. The transcript is spliced from 14 exons. Gene Ontology annotation, molecular function: DNA-binding transcription factor activity, RNA polymerase II-specific; RNA polymerase II cis-regulatory region sequence-specific DNA binding. NCBI's taxonomy places the organism in Eukaryota, Metazoa, Chordata, Mammalia, Diprotodontia, Phalangeridae. The coding region runs from base 348 to 1586 and encodes 412 amino acids.